AUGAACAGUCUUGAUUUUGGAAAAUACCCUAAAGCGUUGAAGAUUAUGGCUAGUGACGUUGACUUGAUUGAAAAUAUAACAUUUGCUGAGCUAACUGAUCUCGUCAUUGUGAGUACUGGAGGUCAAGAUCCGCGUGAAUCCAGUGAAUUGAGCACAAUACGAAACAUUGAGUUGCCUAAGUUGAAAAAUAUAAUCAUACGUGGCGUUUCAUAUUUGAUAAACAUCAAAUCAAGCAGUGAUGUUGAACGUUUCCAUCUUUCUAAUUCAGUUGAGGAAACGACUCACCUUCAGACUCUUCACUUUCCAUAUCUGAAGUUUUUGGUUAUCAAUGGCACUCAUAUUAUUGGCCUUAAUAGCCUGUACGCUCCUGAUUGUCAUAGACUAACAGUUAAUGAUUUUGAAAUUUUUGAUGAAAGGAGUCAUAUUUUGAACCAAAUUAACCAUCUGACUUGCUACAGCUCAAGAACAGCUCUGGAAAGAAUAGAUUCAAAUGAAUUGGUAUGUUUAGAGGUGGGUCAAUUGACGAAAGAAGACUUACAACUUAUCACUUCUAUGGAUUUCCCUAAGCUCUCAAAACUGAUGAUAGAUUUUGGGGAGCAUAAUAUGGAUGAUAUGGGAUGCUCGAUAAGCUUUGCACCAAUGCUUACAGACGUGGAGCUACUAUACUCAACUGGAUUAGGAUUCUUGAGAAAUACGUGGUCUACUUUGAAAAAUUUGAAAUUGGAACUGUGUGGGUCAUGGAGUCUUUAUGACGCAACCUUGGACAAUUUAGAAACUUUUGAGCUACAAGUUGGUGAAUCUUCAGACUUUGUUGAAAUAUCAAAUUGUCAUUUUCCAAAAUUAAUCACACUUGCAGUAUGUAGUGAUUGGUUUGGUGGACAGACUGAAGGUGUGUUUGAAAAUAUCAAAGCCCCACUUCUUAAAAGUAUCGUCUAUGAAAUGAGUGUUGAUACUCUAGAUCUAACAAUGAGCUGCUCAAAUCUGAAAAGUGUCGAUAUUCAGAACGUUUCUUGCUUAGUUUUGGGAAAGAAUCAGAGUUUAAAGGAAUUUACCUCUAGAGAUAACUAUUUGAAAAGACACUUACAAGGUUUUGCUACUAUUGUGUCAGAUAUUGAUUAUGAUCCUAGCUUGUUUCCAAAAUAUUGUGACUACAUCAAUAUUCACAGGUUUUCCCCUGAGCUUGUGAGGUCUGAGGUUGUGUUUUUCGUUAUUCAGGAUUUGGCAAACCCUUCAUUGGUUAAUAAAAUUAGCCAAAUUCAAACCACACCAACUUCAUUCAUACUUCACAAUAACUAUAUCCACGUCCUUAAUUGUCCUGAUGACGACAGGUUUGGUUGGGGUGAUGAUGCUGAUCUUGAAAUGACUGCUAAAGAAGCAUAUGAUUUUUAUUACCCAUUGUCAGGAGAGUGGGAGUCUAUAUUGGAAAACUCAACGGAAUUGUUGCAACUUGCACAUUCUCAAAAGUUUUUGAAAUCAGUUGAAUUUCCAUACAUCAAAAGACUUACACUUGAUAAGGUGGAUAUUAAUUCAGUUAAAUUAAAGACACCAUCCCUCAAAGAACUCACAUUACGCAAUUGCACCAGUACUGAUGAAUCACCUCAAUUUACGUUUCCUUUGCUGUCUAAUCUUGAUCUGGAAGGAGCUUCCAAAUGUCUCAUUGAAAAGCUCGAUUUUGGGGCUUAUCCAGAUGAAAAAUUGAGUAUCGUUUAUGGAGAAAUUAGCUUGAUGAGAAACUUAACCAUAGGAAAAGCAAAAACCGUUUCAAUCACUGUUGACAGUGAUAUUUUCAUGAGGGAGUGGACCUCUUUCAUGGAUAUCAGCCUUCCCAAUUGUAUGCAGCUUUAUUUGGAUGGAUUUCAAAACAUCAAGUCUAUUUCCGCACCAUUGCUAUCUUUAUUGUCAAUUCAGCAUAUUAACGACAGGGAGUUUCACUUGAAUAACUUUGCUGCUAAACAUUUAGAAUCAUUGAUUUUGAGAAAUUUGAUGAUUGCUCAUUUUUCUGACGCUGAUUUUCAAAAGCUUGAAUACUUGGAUAUUUUUGAAUGCACUAUGGGAUCUGUUACAGGAUGUUUUCCCCGUGCUGAAACAGUUCGAGUAUCUUCUUGUUUUUUGGAUGAUUGCUUUAAAAACUUGGAUACACAAAAUUUAACUAUCUUCGAAAUCAGUCGUUGUGAGUUUAACACGGGAGACAACACUACGGUUUUACCACCUGCUUUAUUCCCAAGUUUGAAGAUUCUGUGUAUCGUUCAGUUUCCAAAAGAUGGACACUUGAAUAUACAGGCACCAAACCUCGAGGAACUAUGUCUACAAGAUCCACUAUGCCCAAUUGAACAAUUGUGUAACAAAUUUCCAAAGUUGCAAGCUCUAUCAAUUGCGGCUAAUUCGAGCACUAUCAUGAGGAAUGUUACAAUUCAUGGAAUCAAAAAGGUUGAGCUACUUUCCAGUGCUCUAGAUCCUACAUUCCAGUUAGUUGACUGUUCUUUUCCAACCUUGGAGCAGUUUAAGGCUAUAGGGCCAGCUGGAAGCUUCAUCAUUGAACCAUGUGAGGAUAUACUGGAUUUCAGAGCACCAAAUUUGAAAAGUUACAAAGGUAAUAAUUUAAGAAUUGACAAGCUGGAUCUUUCAAAAUUUCCCCAGCUCCGUGAACUUGAAAUUGGGGGAGUUAUAGAACUAACUUUGGGCGAAGUUUCCCAAAACUUGGUUGAGUUUACGCUGAAUGGUGUUUCAUUAAAGGAAUUGCAAUAUUCAAAAGAUCCUGAAAAUAUUGUCAACUUCGAUAGACCAGCUAUGUACCCAACUGAUCUUGAACCUAUUCUUGUCAAGUUUGAAGAUUAUGCAAGUGCCAACAAGAGAUCUUAA
Hansenula anomala is the source of this 2859-nucleotide messenger RNA. RefSeq lists its product as uncharacterized. The transcript is spliced from 2 exons. Bases 1 to 2859 code for a protein of 952 amino acids. The record is from RefSeq and is a predicted model, not a curated record. NCBI's taxonomy places the organism in Eukaryota, Fungi, Ascomycota, Saccharomycetes, Phaffomycetales, Wickerhamomycetaceae.